Molecule: messenger RNA, 1107 nt
Organism: Miscanthus lutarioriparius
Lineage: Eukaryota; Viridiplantae; Streptophyta; Magnoliopsida; Poales; Poaceae
Source: the annotation of a GenBank genome assembly
AUGUAUAAUGAGAGGAAUCUAAGGAUUUCCGAGGCCCAAGCUCAAGUAGUGCAGGUGGUGCAAGGCAUCAAGGAGGAGAUUGUAGAAUGCAGUAAGAUGGGGGACACUGAAGAAACAGUGGCGCAUCUGAAUGUUCAAGUGAAUGAGAAUGAAGUUGUAAAUGGGGAGAAUGACAAGCAGGAUGAGCAGCAGCAGUCCAAGGAUGGAGAGGAAGUGGGAGAUGAGGAAAGCAAGAAAAGGAAGCCCAUGGUUCCAAGAUCAGAUGUUUGGGAACACUUUAGCAAGAUCAAACUUGAUAAUGGGGAGGAGAGAGCCAAGUGCAAGUACUACGGCAAGCAACUCCGCUGUGACACAAAGUUAAAUGGCCAUAGGGGGGAGGACAUUGGAAAAUCUUUAGAGAAUUGCUUGGCUGACUGGGGAAUUGAGAAUAUUUUUACAAUAGCAGUAGACAAUGCUAGUGCAAACAACACUGCAAUUAAGUACAUGCAGAGGGUCCUGAAUGAAUCAAAAGGCUGUGUUGCUGAAGGAGAGUACCUUCAUAUGAGGUGUUUUGCACAUAUUAUCAACCUGAUAGUAGGUGACGGGCUGAAAGAAUUUGAUAGAUCAAUCGCUCGUGUUUGGGCUACUGUUAAGUAUGUUAGGAGUGAACCAUCUAGGUUGGUAAAGUUCAAGAAAUGUGCCGAGUUAGCAAAGAUGGCAACUAUGGUAAUGUUUGAUGACGAAAUAGGUCAGAAACUGUGGGCAACAGUCAACACUUAUUUUCGUGCUUUGUUUGAGGAGUACAGAGAACUGUAUGCUCCAUCUCCAAGUGACAAGAACAAUGCUACUAGAUUUCCCAUAAUGUCUCGUAUGGCCCGUGAUCUUCUGGCAAUUCCUAUCUCAACAGUAGCCUCUGAGUCAGCCUUCAGUUCAGGUGGAAGAACACUUGAUGAUUUUAGGACAUCACUCACACCAACAAUGGUUGAGCGGCUCGUUUGUACAAAUGAUUGGCUUCGUGGAAACAACUACAUCGGUGUUGAAGAGGACACAGAAGCAUUGGUCAAGCUUGAGGAAGAAAUUGAUGCCCUGGCCAUUUCUAAGGAUAGCACUACUGCUACUACAUCUUGA